GCACUCCUGAAAAAAAAAGUCGCAUCUUCGCCGCGCGUAGGAGAUACGACCGACGCUUCCGUCACAACAGCAAGUACACCGAGGGUUCUCUCUAGCCAUAGGCCAACACUCCACGCAACAUUCAGCUUCCAUAGGCGCCUUCAGGGUCACUGGCAGCCAUGGCGUACGUGGAAGUGCUGUGCUCACACCUUUCGAGAGUGCCGCAACACGAACUGCGAUGCUUGGACAACGACGGCUUCACCGACCUUCCAAAGCUCGCCGACAAGUCUGUACCAGAAGCAGUCAGCGCGGUUCGCGCCCAUCUGGAAUCCAUAGCCGCUAUGCGCGACCGUCUGGACUGCGCGGCCCACUUAUUCACCUGCAUGGCCGGCCUGGGCGUCAUAGGGUCCUGGGUUCUCUAUCGCGCUGACCGUAGGGAGGACCCCACUGAUAUCAUCGGCGACAUCCUGAAAAAAAUGCGGCAGAGACGCGUCCACGGCGUGUUCGCCAAGGCGACGGAAAACGUCUGUUGCACCUGCCUGCUCGUCCCCGAAGAAGAGAGAGGCAGGGACUUCAGGCCUUACUUGUUCGUCGACUGGUACACAAAGCCCUGCGUAGCCAUACACGAAACUCCCGACAUACAUUCGCCCUUACUCGAAACCGUCCUCCGACAGACGUUGGGAAAUCCGCCACGAAGCUACCGUUGCGGCGUUUAUCGAGACCUGAGGUCGCUGUAUGCUGGCGUCCUCCAAUUGUUCCCGUGAUGCAGCCGCCGACUCCCUCCCAUGCCAUCUGCGGGCAACGCGGUGAACUGUCCCUCCUUUUUCGGCCACCGACUU
Rhipicephalus microplus (southern cattle tick) is the source of this 818-nucleotide messenger RNA. RefSeq lists its product as uncharacterized. NCBI's taxonomy places the organism in Eukaryota, Metazoa, Arthropoda, Arachnida, Ixodida, Ixodidae. The record is from RefSeq and is a predicted model, not a curated record.